Molecule: messenger RNA, 512 nt
Organism: Hyposmocoma kahamanoa
Lineage: Eukaryota; Metazoa; Arthropoda; Insecta; Lepidoptera; Cosmopterigidae
Gene: Srp9
Product: signal recognition particle 9 kDa protein
Exons: 2
Coding region: 132-368 (78 amino acids)
Biological process (GO): SRP-dependent cotranslational protein targeting to membrane; negative regulation of translational elongation
Cellular component (GO): signal recognition particle, endoplasmic reticulum targeting
Molecular function (GO): 7S RNA binding
Source: RefSeq, a predicted model, not a curated record
GUGCCUGUCUUGUUGUUUCGUGCCUGUCUUGUUGUUCGUGUUUGUCUUGUUCUCGGAACAGUUUAUGUUAAAUUGGAGAUAUAAAUGAAAUAUUUUGAGUGAAUAGAGAUAAAUUAAUUAUAAUAAACACCAUGACCUUUAUACCUAAUUGGGAAGAAUUUGAAAAGUCUGCAGAAAUGUUAUAUUUACGUGAUCCAAUGAAUACUAGAUACAGUGUGAAAUACUCACAUUCAAAAGGCAUAUUUUUAGUUAAAAUUACAGAUAAUAAGAAGUGUCUUCAAUACAAAACUGAGGUCCAGCAAGAUGUCAGAAAAAUAGACAAAUUCAUUUCUAAUUUAAUGAGGCACAUGGCAUCAAAUGAAAUCUAAUUAAAUAGUUAUUUACAUUUAUUUUGUGAUUAUUUUAUUCUUCUAAAUUCCUUCUAAAAUUUCUAAAGUUAUUGCCUUUUCAUAAUGAUAUCUGUCCCUUGCAAUAAAGGCAUCUUUGGAUAGUUUCCAUUUGUAUACAUUGUA